GGCAUCAGAAAAUGUUGCUGCAGCGUACAACAACAAGACUAUUCUCCAGAUAUUAUUAUAUUAUGGUACUUCAGCGGAUAAUUAUGGUAAUAGGAUAUCUCAACUUGAGCAACUUGUGAGGGAUGAGUGCAAGUCAGGAAAGAUUCAGAAGCUUGAGGAUGGAUUGAGAUGCUUUGAUCAAUUGAUUUUAGAAAGACCAUUACCAUCUAAUGAUACAUUAAUCAUGUAUUGGGAUCACUAUCGAAGAUUAAAUGCUAUUCAGAUGUCAUUUUGUUGUAUGAAAAGAUGAAUUUGGUUGGGGUACAACCAACUGCUGUUACAUUGAAUAUUUUGAUAAAUUGUUGGUGUCAAUCAGGACAGGUGAAUCAUGGGUUUUGUUUGCUUGGAGAGAUACUAAAGAGAGGUUAUCAGCCUAAUGUUAUGACUUUCAAUACACUGAUUAAAGGGUUGUGUAUCAAGGAUGAGAUUGAACAAGCCUUUCAAAUGUUCGCUAAAAUGACUCACACAGGUAUUCAACCUACUGCCAUUACGUGUAAAGUGGGUCGUGCUCUUCAGCUAAAAAACAACAUGGUGAAAUGGAACUGCAUCCCAACUGUUGUUUCUUAUUUGGUCAUCAUGGAUGCUCUUUGUAAAGGAGGUCUAGUUGAUCAAGCUUUGCUUCUCUUCUCCGAAAUGCUUAGAGAUUCAAAUGUUGUACCCACUGUAAUCGUUUACAAUUCUUUGAUCAAUGGACUUUGCAAUUCAGGACGGUUGAACGAGGCAAAGAGAGUCUUUGACGAGAUGGUUAGUAGAGGAAUCUCUGCGGAUGUAAAGACAUAUAGUUGUAUGAUUGAUGGUCAUUGCCGGCAUGGUCAAUGGGAAGAAGCAAGAAGAUAUUUUGAUGAAAUGAUGGAUCGGGGGAUUUCACCCAAUACAAUAACUUUUAAUAUAUUAAUAGAUGCACAUUGUAAAGAUGGGAUAGCAGAAGAUGCUUGGGGGUUAUUUCAACUGAUGGACAAGUUAAACAUAAAACCUGAUAAUUUUACUUAUAACUCAAUGAUCGAUGGUCUAUGUUUGACAGAUCGGUUGAAAGAUGCAGUGAAACUGUUUGACUCGAUGGUAGAUAGGGGCCUUGAACCCGAUGUUGUCAGUUGCAGUAUAUUAAUUGGUGGAUAUUGCAAGAAUCGUAAGUUGGAUGAAGCUAUGCAACUGUUCAAGAAAAUGAAACAAAAAGGAGUGAAACCCACAAUAGUUACUUACAAUAUACUAUUAGCGGGACUAUACCGAGAUGGAAGAAUGAAGACUGCAAAGAAUUUGUUUAAAGAGAUGCAAACUUUUGGUUUAUCUCCGGAUAUUGUCACAUAUAGUACAUUACUAGAUGGGUAUUGCAAGAACGGAUACAUUGAGAAAGCAAUACAGUUAUUUGAAUCCAUGGAAAAAACUGGUAUCUCAGCUAAUAUUUACACCUACAAUAUUCUUAUUCAAGGUUUGUUUCAAGCAGGCAAGUUCGAAGAUGCAAGAAAACUGUUUGUGGAUAUUCCAAAUAAGGGAUUAACGCCUGAUAUAGUAACAUAUACCACAAUGAUAAAUGGCCUCUUUCGCAGCAAGAUGUUAUUAGAGGCUCACAUUUUAAUCUUUGAAAUGGAAAAGAAGGGUUGUGUACCUGGUGCUAGAACGUAUGAUACCGUCAUUAAGGGUUUUCUUGUAGAAAAGGAAGUUGAUACGGCAUUGCAAUUUCUUGGCAAGAUGCGUGAAAGAAAAUUUGCACCAAAUGAUGCUGUCAUUUGUUUGUUAGUUACCAUUCUCUCCACAGAUAAGUUAAAAAAUCUUAGCGUGUGUGAAACCUUGAAGUGUGGAGGUGACUUGUGCACGUUUUCAGGUGCCUCAGCAAAUAACAAUGGGAAUUCCUUACAUAAGAGGACAACGAUAGCUUGAUAGUAGAUCCAUGACAUAUUUCACCUAUCUGUAAUGUCCCCUGCUGUAGUUUCUUUACUUAGGUUUCUGGUGCACCAUUUUAUUUGUUCAAUUUUAAUUAGAACUUAGGAAUACAUAUUUUCAUCUUUUCUUUGAACCUGUAUUGAUGUUGUAGCCUCUGAAUGAUAUGAUCGAAGGAAUAAGAAUGUGUACUUGCAGAUUUCAUUGCUAGACUUCCAUUUAGUAGAGUUGUAUCUUUAACUUAGGACUUGACAACGUUCGUACUGCGAGAAUUAUAUCAGCUUCUGGAGCAUCAACUGCCCCGUUCUUGGUUUCUCCAGGCAUGGGUGAGGUUUUUUUUUCUGGGAAUACAAAGUUAUCCCCGUUCCUGUGGAUUUCAAUAUGACGGUGUACUUCUGAGGGGUGUAUUUUGCGAUGCAGGUGUAUCUAGUUAUUCUUCAGUGAUAAGAGUUACUUAUUUAUCUAUUCAGUGCAGGCACUAGAAAUGCAGGGGGAACAUUCGGAAGCAGUCGAGGAAAUUUCACCAAACAUUUCCUCUCAAAGAAUCUCUGAAACUGUGAAGGCAUCAGAGGGAGGUUCAUCAAUGGAGGAAUAUAUCCUAAGCAUGGGGAGUGUCUAGCCUUCAAAGAAGCUAUCAACUGGGCUAGGGAGAAGAAUCUGACUAAAGUAAUGUUUGAAGGUGACUGUGUAAAUAUGAUCAACUCUGUGAAGCAAGCCAAAACUUCGGUUCACUGGAUGAACGAAGGCAUUGUAAAUGAAAUAAGGAAACUACUUUCUCGGUUUUCUUGGUUUGAUCUCAGUCAUGUUAAAAGACAAGCAAACAAUGUGGCGCAUGUAAUAGCUAACAAAGCUAGAAC
Messenger RNA from Papaver somniferum (opium poppy), 2771 nucleotides. RefSeq names its product pentatricopeptide repeat-containing protein At1g62670, mitochondrial-like. Gene Ontology annotation, molecular function: protein binding. Bases 286 to 1914 code for a protein of 542 amino acids. Lineage: Eukaryota; Viridiplantae; Streptophyta; Magnoliopsida; Ranunculales; Papaveraceae. The transcript is spliced from 3 exons. The record is from RefSeq and is a predicted model, not a curated record.